AUGGAAGGAAUGUUCAUCCCUCUAUGGCCAAGAUUUUCAUCGGCCUACAUUGGAUCCAACCAUGGCGAACAACCGCAACCUGAGUCGGGUGUCGGUCGCGGAAACGGCAUACGAACUAGGAACCUUGAUGAGGGAAGAAGAUCAGACAAAGUUCCUUGGUGUGAUCACUGCAAACACGAAUUACAUACACGUGAAACUUGUUGGAAGCUCAAAGGCAAACCUCCUAAGUGGAAGAAGAAAAAUGGUCGUGCAUUUCAUGCUAGUAAUUCUGAUCAAGGGCAACAACCUUCUCAGUCUCAGUUUUCACUCACUACGGAGCAACUGGACAGACUGUACAAACUCCUUGAGUCUUCAAUCCCUUCUUACUCUAUAGCAGCAAAAGGUAAUUAUGCAUUUCUUAGUGUCAGUCCUAGUCAUACUUGGAUAGUAGAUUCAGGUGCCUCCGAUCACACGACAGGUGAAUCUAAUUUGUUCUCUUCAUAUAGUCCAUGUGCAGGUAAAGGGUCAGUUGUGUUGUCUCCAAUGUUAACUCUUAAAAAUGUCCUUCAUGAUUUGAACUCGGGGAAGAUGAUUGGCAGUGCUAAGGAGAGUGGAGGACUCUACUACCUUGACAUUGGAUCUGCAUCACAACUACCUUCAAAAACAAUAAAUUCCUGCUUUGAGUCCUUUUCUGUUUUGAAUAAUAAAGAUGACAACAUUAUGCCUUAUAAACCAUCAAAACCUUUUUCCAUUAUUCAUAGUGAUGUUUGGGGCCCUAAUCGUACAAGUACACUCUCUCUCAAACAAUGGUUUAUCACAUUUAUAGAUGAUCAUACAAGAAACCAAUUUCAAACAAAUAUCCAAGUCUUUAGAAGUGAUAAUGGCAAAGAAUAUUCUAACACUAUCUUGGUAUCACAAAAUUCUGAGAUUUUUACACCUGCACCAAAAGAAAAUGGCCAUGAUUUUUUAUCUGAUCCUACCCCUGUUAUGAGUAAGGAAUCUUGUGAAUCUGAGCCUACAUUUUCUCUAGUAGAAAACAAUGAGAAUCCUGAAAAUGAUGAUAAUGAUGAUCUAAUUGAAAUGCCACAAAAUAAUGAGUCAUUUCAACAAAACAAAAAUGAGUUAGGAAACAAGACUUGGAAAGGAAAGGUUUUUGUGAAAAAGCACCAUAAAGGAAAGGACCAGCCCACAUCUCAACACUGCCAGGAAUCUAAACCAGGGAAUAAUCAAUUUCCUAACAUAAGAAAAGGUAAGUCUAUCUCUGUUUCUGAGAGUUGUAUUUUGUAUCCUGAUAUAGAUGAACCUGUUGCCAUUAGAAAACCUGUCAGAUCUUCCACUAAACAUCCCAUGUCAAAUUUUAUAUCAUAUUCAAAUUUGUCUUCAUCUAUGUCUGCCUUCACUUCAAAAUUGUCUAGUGUAGAAAUUCCAAAAAAUGUACAGGUUUUUCUAGAAAUUCCAAAGUGA
This is a messenger RNA of Lathyrus oleraceus (garden pea), 1443 nucleotides long. RefSeq lists its product as uncharacterized. The coding region runs from base 1 to 1443 and encodes 480 amino acids. NCBI's taxonomy places the organism in Eukaryota, Viridiplantae, Streptophyta, Magnoliopsida, Fabales, Fabaceae. Gene Ontology annotation, molecular function: nucleic acid binding. The record is from RefSeq and is a predicted model, not a curated record. The transcript is spliced from 7 exons.